Messenger RNA from Carica papaya (papaya), 842 nucleotides. RefSeq names its product zinc transporter 5-like. Gene Ontology annotation, biological process: zinc ion transmembrane transport. NCBI's taxonomy places the organism in Eukaryota, Viridiplantae, Streptophyta, Magnoliopsida, Brassicales, Caricaceae. Gene Ontology annotation, cellular component: plasma membrane. The record is from RefSeq and is a predicted model, not a curated record. Gene Ontology annotation, molecular function: zinc ion transmembrane transporter activity.
UCGUUCACUAACCCCUCCCCAUCUUCUUCCUUUAUUUUUCUUUUCUGCAACUAAAAUAUCAAUAAUAGCCAUGAACGUUAAGCUUUUAAUUUUCUUUUGCUUCAAGUUUCAAUGCACGUCGGAACAGAAUGUUACUGCUACCAAAGAAGAUUACACUGGGAACCGAAAUACAGUUUUUAAAUACAAAAUUGCAGCCAUAUUCUCAGUUAUCGUGGCGGGUGCAGUCGGAGUUUGUCUCCCGGUUCUUGGCAAAACCAUCCCAGCUUUGCAUCCGGAAAAUAACAUCUUCUUCAUUAUUGAGACUUUUGCUGCAGCCGUCAUACUCUGAACCGGAUUUAUUCACGUUCUUCCCGAAGCUUUAUAUGAUUCUCACGUCUCCGUGCUUAAAAGGGAGUGCAUGGGAGUUUCCUUUCACUGGGUUCAUUGCCAUGGUGUCCACGAUUGUAACUCUGAUAAUCGACGCUUUUGCCACCAGCUAUUAUCAGAAGUCAGUGGUCAAGCGCACUAGAACUCAUGCCGGAAACGACGAGAAACUCGGAGAGGGAAGUGGAAGCUCGGUUCACGCUCGUGCAACUCACAGUCAAGCUCAUAGCUCGAUCUCUUUUACUGCAGAGUCUGAGUCAGAGCUUCUUCGUCAACGAGUCAUCUCACAGUUGGAUACGCAGGUUUUAGAAUUGGGAAAUAUUCUGCACUCGGCGAUAAUUGGAAUUUUAUUGGGUGCUUCUCAAGAAGUCGAGACAGUAAGAACACUGUUACCAGUCUUGAGCUUUCAAUCACAAAGGAAUGGGACUCGCAGGCUGCAUUUCUCAGGAAAUCCAAAAAACCAUUUUUGUUUAUUUUAA